AGUGUCGCUCGAGACUUGGAUCGGAUCUUCUCAGUGAGAUAUGUUUGGUUUUUUACUUUUUGCAGCAAUUUUUGUGCUUGUGUUCGAAUAUGGGCUGUGUAAUGAUGUUUCGGGAGUGGUCGGACCAACAAAGAUCAAGGAAGGAUUCAUGGAAAGACGUAUCAGCGAAAAUGAUGAUGUUCUAGAGAUAGGGCGUUUGCCUACAGUGACAUUCCACGGAGAUUACACAUGUGAGGAGUUUGCUCAUGAGGAUGACUAUAACGACAAAUACUUGACAUAUGUAACUUUGAUACCUGGAAGCAAUAAUCAAACAGAAAAAUUGGAAGCUGGAAAAAUUUUGGAUUAUUUUUUUCACAUCCUAAGAAAGGAGAUAUGGAGCUGUCACCAUGUAGAUGAUUCCGUAGAGUCUCCAGCCGUCUACAGAAUAGUAAAUGAGUUCAUAGGCAUAAGACAGAUCGGUGUUAUCAGAUAUACGCCAAAUAUUGUAGUGAAAACUAAAUACUAUCUGGGAGAGAGGAGACAAACCGCUUGGUUGAGAGAAGUAGCUUUCUACAAAACUUCUACCUCAGGAUCAGCACUCGAACCGUGUAGUGGAAACGAAAUGACUUUGUGCUCUCUGUACCAUUAUAGCAGGCUGCUGACUAAAAGGAGAGCAGAGUACACACCCUACCAGCCAGGUACCGGAGUUAACAAUCAGGAAAUUCUAGAACUGAAAUACUUUGAGGAAUCGCGUCCAAUAGCUUUCACCAGAGGAGAAGAUAUUCCAGCUAUGUCUUUGGGCUCCAAAUUGAGUGAAUAUGAUCUGGGCUCUUCUAAAUCAGUAGCUGUCUGUAACGAGAUACAGGGUGUGAGACCGUUUCCCUUCUCGUACAGAACUAUGGCGACCGUACAUGGGCGAGUUGGUAACACUGAUUUCAAGGCGUUCCACGUGCAGGAGGACUUCUAUUACGAGUUGAUGGUCCCUACAGUGGAGCAAGUGUGGCUAUGCACAAUAUCAAAGGGUGAUGACCUUCAUGACCAGUUCUACCGAAUUUUCAACGAGCUUGUUGGUCGAAGACCAGUUGGAAAGAUGAAUUCCUACCAUACAAUUGUCUAUGUUGCCGAUGUACUUCUGCCACAUGGAAAGAAAAGCUUUAAAAGUAGAGAGAUCAAAUACGUGGAUCCAGAGAGUGGGACAACAGUUAACUAUCGUGGCUCUCUAAAAUUGUACAGAGAAAAAAAGGAAUUGGAUAUGAAUUCACGGGAAAUGAAAUUCGGUGCAGAUCCUGGCUGCAUUUUUAGAUCUCUGGUUGGUGCCAGAGGGUACGAUUUCAGAAUAGGAACCAAAUGGGGGAAGGUUAUUGGCGAUCGAACUUCCAAAGUUCGGUAUGUAUACCUGUAUUUGCUUUCCUGGGAUUUGGAAUCCACCUAG
Molecule: messenger RNA, 1411 nt
Organism: Nilaparvata lugens (brown planthopper)
Lineage: Eukaryota; Metazoa; Arthropoda; Insecta; Hemiptera; Delphacidae
Exons: 9
Coding region: 41-1411 (456 amino acids)
Source: RefSeq, a predicted model, not a curated record